CCUCUCACUCUUAUAUUCAUCUCAUCUCAUCUCGCCUCAUCCAUCUCAUCUCCGGCUCAGGUUACCUCACUGACCAUCCCGUUGAAGUAAAUACCACAUGCCAAUACCGCAAAAUCCUACCAUCACGUUGAAUCAACAAUCACUACGUACUCGUAAUAUAAAUCAUAUUGAUAAUCACAAUGAUAAUGAUAAUAUCAACACUACCCGUCCAUUCGGGUCACGGCAGGGUCCCAAGCAGAUUCGAGCCCAACUGCCAGUUACGAUACAAAGACAUGGGAACUUCAAAAACAGCUCGCUGGCAGCGCUAAGCUCCAGUUGGCAACCGACCCGCCAUCACCACUCAGAAACCACGAGGCCGGCUAUGCGCUGUUCUGCUCUAUCAAUAAUACCGCCCCAGCCACGUCACGAUGUAUUCACUAUAACCAGACCAAGGGCUUUCUUUCUUUACCCCUGCAUCUGCCCUCACAAAUCGUUGACAAAUUACCCCAUCGUGGACCCCUACUCACACAUUAAUGAAGCCUUUAUACCUAGGACCUGGGAUGGCCACAUGCACCCGAUAUAAAUGGUCUCCGUAAUAGGUAGAACGUGCAUCCUCGUACGAGUACGGAGUACAGACCUCCAGAUCAUCAGACUAAAGCACCUAAAGAAGCAGCUAAGAUAGGAGUAUCCA
Messenger RNA from Trichoderma asperellum CBS 433.97, 670 nucleotides. Lineage: Eukaryota; Fungi; Ascomycota; Sordariomycetes; Hypocreales; Hypocreaceae. The record is from RefSeq and is a predicted model, not a curated record.